GGUAGCCAACAUACGCUAGCUAGCUGCGAGUUCCGUAUUGCACUAGCUACCAAACUGCCAUAGUGACAUUGAACAAGUCUGUCUCGGAGCAUUCCCUGUUAUUCUGAAGUAAAGCCACUAUGGUUUCAGGAAAGAAACUGGCCGAUGUUGGAUACCGGCUUUUCUCGGGGUCCAUGAUGCUGUUGACGAUUUAUGCCGGCUACCUGUGUACCAUGCGAGGAUACCGGUACAUGCAACGACAGAAAGAACUCAAGCUCGCUGCGGAGAGUCAGACUGACUCAGAGUCCCUGAAGGACUGAGCUCUUGCUCUCAAGUUUAUCCCACAACCAGUCUGUGGAAAUGAACUUAUUUGACCCCAGAACCUGAGAGACUUUUGUUUCGUCUUGUAUUUUCAAGACGGAACAUCCGUUAGCACGUACUUCCUGCCAUGCUUUGAAUUAUGGGAAAAGUUUUGUUGCCUUCUUUCAUGUGGAAGUUGUUGUGGUGCGGGUGACGU
Megalops cyprinoides (Indo-Pacific tarpon) is the source of this 496-nucleotide messenger RNA. RefSeq names its product cytochrome c oxidase assembly protein COX14 homolog. Bases 120 to 299 code for a protein of 59 amino acids. The transcript has 2 exons. The record is from RefSeq and is a predicted model, not a curated record. NCBI's taxonomy places the organism in Eukaryota, Metazoa, Chordata, Actinopteri, Elopiformes, Megalopidae.